This is a messenger RNA of Mucor velutinosus, 2277 nucleotides long. It is a transcript of the gene PRD1, whose product is annotated as metalloendopeptidase. The coding region runs from base 1 to 2277 and encodes 758 amino acids. Gene Ontology annotation, cellular component: cytoplasm; nucleus. The record is from RefSeq and is a predicted model, not a curated record. Gene Ontology annotation, molecular function: ATP binding; protein serine/threonine kinase activity. Gene Ontology annotation, biological process: protein phosphorylation. NCBI's taxonomy places the organism in Eukaryota, Fungi, Mucoromycota, Mucoromycetes, Mucorales, Mucoraceae. The transcript is spliced from 3 exons.
AUGCAUGAUCAGAUUCGCUUUCACUAUCCUAGAUCAAAAAUAUCUUUUCCAUCCCUUAAUAAUCCUCCCCGAAAAUCGCAACAUCAUCAUCAAUUACAUCAACAAAAGCAGCACCAGCAGCAGGAAAAGGAUCAACACACUUUGCGUAACUCAAAACGUCGAUCAUUUCUAGAUUUGUUACUCUUUUCUCAUAAAAAGAGCAAUGCAUCCAAAGUCGAAAGGUAUCUCGAGCGAUGCUUUCAACAUCCCAUUAUUGGCAUCUCUUCUAUCCUUCGAGAUUUUACCAGCGUACAACGUGACGAAGAUGCAUCGCUUACUUCUCAGCAUACAUCGACUACAUUAACACCCACUUUCGAAAUCAAAAGCUCGGCAGAUAAUACCAAGUAUACAGGGCCACUACCGCCGUUGCCAUCACUAUCUCCCGCUGUGUGUUAUCCUCUUCCCCCUCCUCCUCCCUCUUCUCAACAACAACAACAGCAGCGGCAGCAACAAAUUCACCUUCCCCUAUUACAAAUCAAUGCUGUGAAUAAGCCAUUACCAAAAAUUAUUAGCCCCACUACGCCUUUACCCUCUCUCGCUUUAUUAACGCCAACAUCAGCACCUCCAUCUUGUAUUAUUCCAGCAACUACUGAUGCUCAAGAGCAACUGUCCUCAGAAAUCUCACUAGUAGACUUUGAUUUACUAAAAGUGCUAGGAAAAGGAUGUAUGGGCAAAGUGCUGCUUGUGCGAUCAAAGAGAAACGAACGAAUGUAUGCUCUCAAAUCCAUCAAAAAGAAAUGGGUCAUCAAGCAGAAGGAGCUGAUCCACACUCGGGCCGAAAGAGACAUUCUAGUGCGAUUACGACAUCAGCCCUUUCUGGCCCAAGUCCAUCAUGUAUUCCAGACGCCCUGUGAGCUCUUCCUUGUGCUCGAGUACUAUGCAGGCGGUGAUAUAGCCACUCAAUUAUCCAACAUGACAUGCUUUGAUGAAGAGCGCACUAAAUUUUAUGCAGCUGAGAUUGUGUACGGUCUUGGGAUAUUACAUGAGCACGGCAUUGUGUACAGGGACCUCAAGCCGGAAAAUGUACUUAUUGGUCGAGAUGGCCAUAUCAUUCUAACUGAUUUUGGGCUGUCCAAGAUUUUCACUGAGCAAGAUGUGGAUGAAUACAAUGUGUCUUCAACGCAAACGUUCUGCGGCACAGCCGAAUACCUGGCGCCCGAGAUCUUGCUGGGAGAGCCGUAUACGUUUGUUGUUGAUUUCUGGAGUUUGGGAACUCUUUUGUAUGAAAUGUUGGCAGGCACAACACCAUAUUGGGCAGAAACACAUAUGGAAAUGUAUAAAAGAGUAUUGGAAGACUCGCUAGAGUUUCCCAGUGAUUUUGAUCCUGCUACCUGCAGCUUUUUGACAGGAUUGUUGGAGAAGGAAGCUUGUGAAAGACUAGGCUGGGGCGAAGAUGGCAUUGAAGAAAUCAAGGCACAUCCCUAUUUUGGCUUUAUCAAGGAUUGGGAGCACGUAGGACAGCUCAAGCUAAGGCCACCUUAUAUACCCUUUAUUCGAAAUGAGCAAGACAUAUCCAAUUUCGACGGCAUGUUUACGAGCUUGCCUGUAAAGAUUAGUCAGUCAUCGCUCAUCGAUGUGGAUGAGCAAGAGCAGCUGCAAGAUCCCUUUGAAGGUUUCUCAUUUAACAAUGUAGUACAGCAGCACACACUCUCUCAUCACAAUAGCACCAAUGCCAUUGCUAAACCGCCUUUCAUCGACACUAGUAAUUCGACAUCCACAGUCAGAAUACGCAAAAGACAUAGUGCGGCACUGCUCUCAUUUACAUCGUCGCCAUCGUCCAACAGCAACAAUCAUCAGCUCUUUGAGGACAAUCGAGUGAUCAAAAAGAGACAAACCAACAUCAACAAUGCGUCAUUUGCAACUCGAAAUCAAACAGAAGAGGAGUAUGAGGAGGAUCAAUCCAGCGUUUACUCGAGGUCGUCAUUGUCCUUUUCAUUUGCAGCUCAAGAAGCGACUACAGCGACGAGAGCAGGCAGUGAAUUCAGCAUUGAGCCUAUACAGACGAGCCAUUGCACUAUCGCAGCAGCAUAUGAAAGACCGCAAUGUCCAUUACCAGGUCAACAACAAUCCCGAACUGUGUUCACAUCAGAACCAAGAGGAGCUAGUAGAUCAUCCCUAUCACUGCGAUCCAAUGCCUCCACGCUCAACAACUCGGUUUGUUCCUACCUCACACUAGAGAACAAUGCGAAUAGUGUCGCCCAUUUGCAGCAACAACCACAAUUCUUUCUCCUUGAAUGA